AUGAGCGGUCCACCAUCAGAGACAGCUGAAAAGAAGUCAGUACAUUCGCCUCCGGUACCACAUUCCGAUAUCGAGAUCGGCAGCAUUGAUUUCGUCACGGAAAGCACCAAAGAUGGCGACGAGGCCCUCCGUUUCCUAAGAAAUCAGCAUGAUGUUGGUCAGAUGACUUCCGAGGACGAGAGAAAGUUGGUAAAGAAGAUAGACCGGAUGAUCAUGCCGUUGAUGUGGUGUUGUUACUGCUUACAGUAUCUCGAUAAGACUUUGGUGAAUUAUGCGGCCGUCAUGGGCCUUUACGACGACGCCAAUAUUACCACGGCGCAAUUCUCGAACCUCGCUCUCUUCUUCUAUGUGUCGUAUCUGGCCCUCGAAUUUCCUCACGGAUGGGGUAUGCAACGCUAUCCGACCGCAAAGUAUCUUGGUGCCGCUGUCGCGCUGUGGGGUUUGGUGACUGCCCUGACAUGUGUGUGCAAGAAUUAUGGCGCACUUGUCGCAACUCGGAUCCUACUAGGGUGCUUUGAAUCGGCGGUCGCGCCAAGCUUGAUCUUGAUAACAGGAAUGUGGUACAAGAAGCAGGAACAACCGUUGCGUACCGGCAUCUGGUAUCUGGGUGUUGGAACAGGGACGAUGAUCGGGUCGCUGAUCUCUUUUGGCUUCCAACACUACACAAGUAAGACCUUCACAAGCUGGCAGAUCAUGUUCUUGGUCGUCGGCCUCAUCACAGUCUCAGUGGGCGUGCUCGUCAUGCUUUUGCUUCCAGACAACCCGAUGUCGUCGCGCCUGACUCCUUCAGAGAAGGUAUGGGCCGUCGAACGCCUGCGUGAAAACCAGACUGGAAUCGAGAACAAGCAUUUCAAAUGGCACCAAGUCGUUGAAUGUCUCAAAGACCCGCAAACCUGGAUGCUUUCGCUGAUCACCAUCUCCUCAAACGUCCCCAAUGGUGCCGUAUCGUCCUACCAGGCCACACUGAUCAAGGGUUUCGGUUUCGACUCCAAGCACACAGCCCUCCUUCAGCUCCCAUCUGGGGCAGUGAGCGUCAUCUCCAUUCUUAUGGCCGCCUAUCUCGCUGGUCACUUCGAUCAACGAGGUCUCAAUGUCGUAACUCUUCUUGUCCCUGGUGCCAUUGGAGGCGCUCUCAUGGCCUUCUUGCCCAAUUCGAACAAAGCCGGAAAGCUAAUUGGCAACUACCUCACCAACUGCAUCGGCGCCAGUCUGCCAUUGCUAUACUCUUGGGUCGCCGCCAACAUUGCCGGACACACCAAGAAGGUGACAAUGAACGCGAUUCUGCUCAUGUCGUUCUGUCUCGGUAAUAUCAUCGGCCCAUUGACUUUUAGGCAGAAAGAUGCACCAGAGUUCGUGCCUGCAAAGAUCACAAUCAUUGUGACUUGCGCGAUUGCAGCGGGGUUGACCUUGUUGUUGAGGAUGUACUAUUCCUGGGAGAACAAGAGGAGAGAGGCCCUGGCUGUGGGGAGGGUGAAGGACGAGGAGUUUUUGGAUCUCACGGAUAAGGAGAACAAGCACUUUAGGUAUCGAUUGUAG
This is a messenger RNA of Paraphaeosphaeria sporulosa, 1536 nucleotides long. RefSeq names its product MFS general substrate transporter. Gene Ontology annotation, cellular component: membrane. Gene Ontology annotation, biological process: transmembrane transport. Lineage: Eukaryota; Fungi; Ascomycota; Dothideomycetes; Pleosporales; Didymosphaeriaceae. The coding region runs from base 1 to 1536 and encodes 511 amino acids. Gene Ontology annotation, molecular function: transmembrane transporter activity. The record is from RefSeq and is a predicted model, not a curated record. The transcript is spliced from 3 exons.